Messenger RNA from Chrysochloris asiatica (Cape golden mole), 974 nucleotides. RefSeq names its product tissue specific transplantation antigen P35B (gene GFUS). Gene Ontology annotation, biological process: nucleotide-sugar biosynthetic process. Lineage: Eukaryota; Metazoa; Chordata; Mammalia; Afrosoricida; Chrysochloridae. Gene Ontology annotation, molecular function: GDP-L-fucose synthase activity. The transcript has 10 exons. The coding region runs from base 9 to 974 and encodes 321 amino acids. The record is from RefSeq and is a predicted model, not a curated record.
CAGCGGACAUGGGGGAACCCGGGAGAUCCAUGCGGAUCUUAGUGACAGGGGGCUCCGGGCUGGUGGGCAGAGCCAUUCAGCAGGUGGUGGCAGAUGGGGCGGGCCUGCCCGGAGAGGACUGGGUGUUUGUCUCCUCCAAGGAUGCAGACCUCACGGAUGCAGCGCAGACGCGGGCCCUGUUUGAGAAGGUCCGGCCCACACACGUCAUCCAUCUAGCCGCAAUGGUGGGGGGCCUGUUCCGGAACAUCAAGUACAAUUUGGACUUUUGGAGGAAAAACAUUCACAUCAAUGACAACGUUCUGCAUGCAGCCUUUGAAGUGGGCACCCUCAAGGUGGUCUCCUGCCUGUCCACCUGCAUCUUCCCUGACAAGACCACCUACCCUAUUGAUGAGACCAUGAUCCACAGCGGCCCCCCUCACAGCAGCAACUUUGGCUACUCAUACGCCAAGAGGAUGAUUGACGUCCAGAACAGGGCCUACUUCCAACAGCACGGACGGACCUUCACUGCAGUCAUUCCCACCAAUGUCUUUGGGCCCCACGACAACUUCAACAUUGAGGAUGGCCAUGUGCUGCCCGGCCUCAUCCACAAGGUGCACCUGGCCAAGUGCAGCGGUUCGGCGCUGACAGUGUGGGGUACGGGGAAACCUCGGAGGCAGUUCAUCUACUCACUGGACCUGGCUCGGCUCUUCCUUUGGGUCCUCCGAGAGUACAGUGAGGUGGAGCCCAUCAUCCUCUCAGUGGGCGAGGAGGAUGAGGUCUCAAUAAAGCAGGCGGCUGAGGCUAUAGCGGAAGCCAUGGACUUCCAUGGGGAGGUCAUCUUUGAUACAACCAAAUCGGAUGGACAGUUUAAGAAGACAGCCAGUAAUUGCAAGCUGCGGGCCUAUCUGCCGAACUUCAAGUUCACUCCUUUCAAGCAGGCUGUGAAGGAGACUUGCACCUGGUUCACGGACAACUAUGAGCAGGCCCGGAAGUGA